Messenger RNA from Lucilia cuprina (Australian sheep blowfly), 1334 nucleotides. RefSeq lists its product as uncharacterized. Bases 206 to 1294 code for a protein of 362 amino acids. The record is from RefSeq and is a predicted model, not a curated record. The transcript is spliced from 3 exons. Lineage: Eukaryota; Metazoa; Arthropoda; Insecta; Diptera; Calliphoridae. Gene Ontology annotation, molecular function: oxidoreductase activity.
UGAGAAUUAGCGAUAUGCCUCUUAAAGAUACCCAGUUGUAUGGAAAUAUUAUAACAGUAUUUAAUUUAGUAAAAGAUUAAAAUAUCAGUUUAUGAUUAGUUGUUUGUGAACAAUUGAUUUAAAUAGUUGAUUCGGCUUCUUGUACGAUUGUUCGGAAAAAGUUUACGGUUCUUGAAAUUUUAUUUUAAAUUUACAACACAAAAAAAUGUCGUCAGUUGGGGAGAAGCCAAAAUUGGUGAAGGUUGAGGAAGCAAGACGUUUUAUGAUCGAUUGUUUUAGGGCCGUCAAUGUGCCACAAGAACAUGCCGAACAACAGGCCGAUUUAUUGGUGGCAGCCGAUUAUCGUGGUCACUUUAGUCAUGGCAUGAACCGUUUAGAAAUGUAUCUCAAUGAUUUGACCAUUAAUGCUACAAAUGGUACUGCUCUCCCUACAAUUCUUAAAGAAACUCCUUCAACUGCCUGGGUAGAUGGUAACAAUGGUCUUGGUGCCGUUGUAGGCAAUUUCUGUAUGGAUUUGGCCAUUAAGAAGGCUAAGCAAGUAGGUGUUGGUUGGGUUUGUGCAAAGAACUCAAAUCAUUAUGGUAUGGCUGGCUGGUAUCCCAUGAGAGCCAUGAAAGAAGGUUUGGUAGGCAUGUCCAUGACCAAUACCUCUCCCUUAAUGGCUCCUACCCGCUCUAAAGUAGCUGCUUUGGGUACAAAUCCCUUAUCUUUGGGAGUUCCCGCAAAGGAUGAUCAAUUUUUGCUUGAUAUGGCUACUACAGCUGUAGCUUUAGGUAAAGUUGAAAUACAACGUCGUAAGGGCGAGUCUUUGCCUCAUGGUUGGGCUCUAGAUACACAUGGUAAUGAAACUACCGAUGCUGAGGUGGCCUUUCAAGCAGGCUGCUUAAUGCCUUUAGGUGGUGCAGAAAUCAACUCUGGUUAUAAAGGUUAUGGUUUGGCUGCUUUAGUAGAUAUCUUAUCUGGUGUUAUGGCAGGUGCCAGUUAUUCCACCAAAUUGCGUAAAUGGACUGAUGUUGAUCCCAAUUCUACUGCUGAUUUAGGUCAAGUUUUCAUUGCUGUUGAUCCUAAUUGUUUUGCUCCUGAUUUCGAAGAAAGAAUGACCGAUUUUAAUGGUCGUUUGCGUAGCUGCGAACCGACUGAUCACGAAAAACCUGUACUUGUUCAUGGUGAUAAGGAGUCCAUGACAAUGAAAGCUGUUGAUGCCGCUGGUGGUAUUCAAUAUUUACCCAAUCAAUUACAAACUUGCGAAAGUAUAUCUCAACGUUUCCAUGUAAAACCUUUGAGUUUUGUUUAAUCUGAUUAAUGAACAUCUUAUCCAAAUAAACUUAAGUUUA